AUGGCUCCUAAACGAGAUUUGUGGAAGGAUUACCGAAAGCAAAUUGUAUCGAGCAUAUUACCAUUUACAUCGUUCACAAUACCCAAAGAACGAUACCCAUGUAAACCUGCUAGUUAUUUUACACCGAUGGAGCAGAUUAAUCUUUCAACGAUAUCCCUUCCGUCACAAGAACAGCAUUUAUUAGCAGAUCUUUUUUUAGUUUACAUGGGAUUUCAAGGAAACAGUAUAAGAUUUGUUAAAAACCGAAAUACAAUCACAUGGACAGUUAAUCCAAGUUCUGAUCCAUGCUUGCGUACUGCGCUAUAUAUUGAACCUUGCCUUCCUCUUGCUGGGUCGCUGAUUGUAAUGCAGCAUAACAUUAGAACCUUGUGUUCCGACUUCUCGCGGGGCCGAGUGGCAUUUGUUGUAGGAAAUAAAGCAGAGGAUUUUUUCAAUUCAGAAGUGAGGUCAUUAAUACAAAAGAUGCGGAUGAGAAACCGUGACAUGUCAUUAACUCUUUCCGAAAUUGCAACACAUCUGCGCCGGUUUUGUCAAACAUCAAAGCAGUUGAAUGAAUUUCUCAAAAUUGUGAUUACGGUAGCAUUUAUAUAUUUGUUCAGGGCAAAAGAAUCUAUGGUUUCUGAAAUUGAAGAAAUUGAGAGACCUUUGGAUUCACUGGCACUGUUUUCUGAUGUAAAUAAGAAAAACCUUGUGGGUGGAGAGAUUCUGUCUUUAUUGGUAGAACAAAUACGGAAUUGUGUAUCACCAACGGAUCGUCAAAUGCUUCAAAAAUUCGAGUUGAUCUGCUUGGAACAGUACUUUGAAAUAUUGUUUUAUUGGAUUUAUUAUGGAAAAAUCAUAGAUGUUGGCCAUGAUGUACGCAUGUCUUAUGUUGAAGUUUUUAAAACUAUAAAAUUCGGAAUUCUGAAAACUGGAAAAGGUCACCUUUCUGGAGCACACUUUUUGAAAUUUCAAGCAACUGCUAACACAGAUGAAGCUAAAAGUGAGUGCUUUGAAGACCGAUUUUGCGUUGUCAAAGCCUUAUGUCCAUUGCAACUGGAGCCUGUUUGUGAAGAUAUUGUCAUGUGUGGUAUCUAUCUGAACGUUAUUGAGAAAAUCAAAGAGGAUACGGUAGAUCUUAAUGAUGAAGCACUCAAUGCGAAUAAAAACCUUGAAGAAUGGAGGAAAAAAAGUGUUUCUAGUAUCAUGCGUGAAGUUAAAAAAGCUCGUUUUAACGCGAGUAAGGAUUUGGUCUUAUAUCUGCGUCAACAGUUCAAUUUCCACGAGUCUCUUCACGAUUUUAUGUUGUUACAACGUUCUGACUGGGCAAAUUCAUUUUAUGAGCUGUCUCAAAAAAUGCUCACGGGUUCUAUUCGAGAUAUAUCAGUGAAAAAAUUGGAAAUUCUGUUCGAAGAAUCUGUUGAUUGCUCAUCUUUACGGUUUAACAAAUAUCGAAGCAUAUUCAAACCAGUUAUAGAAAAAUAUGACAUACUCACGUCGCUGAGGUUGAUCAGCAAUAAAGGUGAUGAAGCUGAAAAAUUGUGGUCAGAAGCUAGUACAGUCGAAAGCAAAAGCGGUAUUGAGGUACUAUCGAUGAAUAUCGAUGUGAAACCUCCUUUGUCUAUUAUUUUCCCACCUCGGAUAUUAUUUUAUUAUACUCUUUUCUUCCGAACAUUCUUUUACAUCACUUCAACUAUUAAUCAAGUCGCAGGAAAACAAGUACGCAGCAAUUUGUUGAUCGAAGAAAAAAUAUUGUUGGAAGAAAUGCUUCAUUUUUUAAAUGCCUAUAGUUUACAUUGUUUAAUGCAUGUUAUCCCUGAAUUAUGGAAUGUUUUUGCCGAUCACUUGUCAAAAUCAGAAAAUCUUGAGAAAAUAUUGUCAUUGCAAGAUUCUUUCAUAGCUGAUGUAGUGGCUCAAUGCCUUUUGCCCGAUGCGAAAUUCACGGAUCUCUUAUCGAAUUUAGUUACUGCUAUCCGAGAUUUCGUUACUGAAAAAGUUAAGUACGAGAUGUCGAAAACAAAAUGGAAAGUAAAUCUCGAAAAGAUGUAUCAUCUUCUUUCACAGCCAAAUGUUGACAUUUCUUAUUCUCAGUUACAUUCCAGAAUCAUGGAAGAGGCUCAGGUUUGCAGGUGGAAGUUAUCUUUGACAUAUCAUGAUAUUGAUAUCUAUGCAGAUGUGCUCAUUCUUUAA
Thelazia callipaeda (thelaziosis nematode) is the source of this 2169-nucleotide messenger RNA. NCBI's taxonomy places the organism in Eukaryota, Metazoa, Nematoda, Chromadorea, Rhabditida, Thelaziidae. The record is from the annotation of a GenBank genome assembly.